AUGCAUUGCUUAGUACGUCGCUUGGUCUUCGGCAUAAGAUGCCGAUAUUCAAUAUGCAAUGCAGGAUCAAAAGCGGAUGAAACUUUAAAUAUUAAUGACAGUCCUCUGCGUCGCCUUAUACAAGAUGCAAGUACAUUUGGAGAGGUUGGAGCUGCAGUCCCAGCAGAAGGAGAGUUACAAUGGGCUACGCAGCCUUAUACUACAGACGGUAAAGAAGAAACUAGAUCGUAUAUAGACCCUAAAGAGACAACUGUAUUGUUGUUUCCUGGACAAGGCUCCCAACGUGUGGGCAUGGGACAGCGGCUACUUGAAGUCCCUGCCGCAAAGGAGCUAUAUGACCUAGCAUCUAGCAUUGUUGGAUGGGACGUGGGGCGCGUGUGUCGCGAGGGCCCGGCGGAGGAGCUGGACCGGCGUUGCCAGACGGCGGUGCUGGUGACGUCGCUGGGCGCGCUGGAGCUCGCGCGCGACACGCGGCCUGCAGCCGUGGAGCGCGUGCGCGCCGCGGCCGGCUUCUCGCUGGGCGAGAUCACGGCGUUAGUGUUCGCGGGCGCGCUGCAGUUCGAGCAGGCGCUGCGCCUCGUGGAGCUGCGCGCGGCGGCCAUGGCGGCGGCGGCGGCCGAGCGGCGCGGCGGCAUGCUCACCGUAUGGCUGGCGCCUGACGCCGCGCUGCCGCGCCUGCUGGCCGCCGCGCGCGACCACGCCGCCGCCACCGGCCUGCCCGACCCCGUCUGCGCCGUCGCCAACUACCUGUUCCCCGGCUGCAAGGUCCUCGCGGGCGACGAAGAGGCGCUGCAGUUCGUGGAGCGGUCGGGGCGCGCGUGGGGCGUGCGGCGCAGCGCGCGCGUGCGCGUGGCGGGCGCCUUCCACUGCGCGCUGAUGGCGCGCGCGGAGUCGGCGGUGCGCGCGGCGCUGCGCCAGUGCGCGGUGGGCGCGCCGCGAGUGCGCGUGGUGUCGUGCGUGGAUGCGCGCGCGGUGCGCGACGCGGCGGGCGCGCGGCGGCGGCUGGCGCGGCUGACGGCGGCGCCGGUGCGCUGGGAGCAGGCGCUGCACGCGCUGUACGCGCGGCCGGCGGGGCAGCCGCAGCCGCUCACGCUGGCGCUGGGCCCGGGCGCCGCGCUGCGUUCCACGCUCAAGCUCGUCAACGCGCGCGCCUGGGACACCUCGCUGCAGAUCGACGUC
Messenger RNA from Brenthis ino (lesser marbled fritillary), 1179 nucleotides. The record is from the annotation of a GenBank genome assembly. NCBI's taxonomy places the organism in Eukaryota, Metazoa, Arthropoda, Insecta, Lepidoptera, Nymphalidae.